Molecule: messenger RNA, 3779 nt
Organism: Entelurus aequoreus (snake pipefish)
Lineage: Eukaryota; Metazoa; Chordata; Actinopteri; Syngnathiformes; Syngnathidae
Exons: 17
Coding region: 27-3779 (1250 amino acids)
Source: RefSeq, a predicted model, not a curated record
AAGAGGGUCCCUUGCAAAGGGCAGCGAUGGGCAUCGCCACCACCCGUCGACUCGUGCUGAAGAAAGGUGCGAAGCCAACUAUUUUCAACAGACCACGGCCAUGCUUAAGUGCAAGUUCGACAAGUUCAGAGCACCCCACACCCUCCACAAGUGGACAGACUGUGCACAUGAGGUCUGCAUUUGCCAAAAGGGAAAGGAAGAGGACAAUAGAUCAGAUCAUGGCCAGUACGACUACAGCAUCAGUGGCGGGUGCGGUGGAUGAACCAAUGGCAAUGGCACUAGAUUUGCCUGAUGAGGAGGGCGAUCAAGAUCAGGGAAAUACAAGAGAACAAGGAUGCCAGACGGACUGGGUACCGAUUGGGACAGCACCAACAGCAAUGACCAGUAGCAAGAGCACCCAAACAGGGAAAAUACAUCAUAGAUCAAAGGGACACAAGGUGACCCCAGAGAUCCUCGAGAGGGUUAGAGCUCGGCUGGCCAGGGUUAGUGAAGUCCCAUCGUCAAGUGUAGCAGCUCCAUCUGACAGCCCCGAGAUGCAGACUAACAUAGCAACUCCAGGUGCGUCUGGAAUGAAAGCCAAGCUACGACCACCUCCUGCAUUGUUUGAUGAAGGACCAGCAUCAAGUCCCACUGUGCCUUUUGUUAGUGGUUCUUCCGAUGACAGCUAUAUGCCGAGUGAGUCAUCGACAUCGGAUCCGUGUCAAUCUGACGGGUCGCCAGAUCGCCCACGUACUCACCAGAUGCGUGAAGAGGGCUGCCACAAGGAACCGAAGUACAUCAUCUUUGAGUCGUGCCUCCAGAGUCUCGUCAAGUGGUGUCACUGUCCAGUCUGUGGCAGCCAGGACAUAAGCCCUUCUUGGGAUUCGAACGGUACACAGCUGACCAUGACUCUUCAAUGUGCAUCAUGUGACCAGAGGAGUAGUUGGAGCAGCCAGCCAAACAUUGGCCCUUAUGCCGCGGGCAACAUCCUGCUAUCUGCUGGCAUUCUCUUCGCUGGCGCAUCUUCUGGCAAGGUGUUGCAAGUGCUGAACAGCAUCGGAGUGGUCACGUAUGUGAAGAGAACAUUUUUCAACCACCAGGAGCUCAUCCUGCAGCCAGCCAUCAAAAAGGUGUGGGAGGAACAGCAACGGACGCACCUCACCAUGCUGCAGGUGGAAGGCCGACCCCUCGUCCUUGGUGGUGAUGGGCGAGCAGACAGUCCGGGACACAGUGCCAAGUUUGGUACCUACACCACAAUGGAGCUUGUGGCCAAUGUGGUUCUCGACCUUCAGGUUGUACAGAGCAACGAAUGUCUUGGCAGCUACCAUAUGGAGAUGGAAGGACUGAAGAGGAUGUUGGAGCUGCUGAUCAGCUGGGACCUGGAUGUCGGGGUGCUGGUGACAGACAGACACAGACAGAUCGCUGAAUGGAUUCGCGAAAACAUGCCCAAUACACGGCACUGCUAUGACAUCUGGCAUGUUGCAAAAUCCAUCGGAAAGAAACUGAAGGCCAUCGUCAAGCAUAAGGACUGUGAAGACCUGAAGCCCUGGGUGCAAAGUAUAAUCAACCACCUCUACUGGGCAGCAGUGUCUACACCGCCUGGAGAGGGGGAACUUCUGGUUGCCAAGUGGAAGUCUGUGGAGCGACACAUUCAGAACAUCCACAAGGACCAUGGCGACCUCUUCCCAAUUUGUACUCAUGGACAACUGCAACUGCAAAAUAAAUGGCUCAAACCAAGUUCACGCUCAGCAGUGAAACUGGAGGAGGUGGUCAACAACAAGUCCCUGCUGAAAGAUAUCGCCAUGCUGUCGGGUGAACACCAGACUUCCAAGGUGGAGGCGUUCCAUAGCCUUAUCAUACAGUUCGCACCGAAAAUGUAUGUCUUCUCAUACAUCGGAAUGCUGUGCAGGAACAUGCUUGCUGGGCUGCACUGGAAUGAAAACUCGAGCCGCCCUAUAGCCACUACACAAGCGGGUGCUGAGCGCUAUACAGUACGCUACCCGAAAUAUAAAGCAGGGGGCCAUGUGGUCAAGAAAAUCGCGACAGAGCCAACAUACCGCUACGUAGAUGACUUGAUCAGGGAGGUUGUUGCUGGCUGCAGACAGACCCCUGACCAGAGAACACCAGUCAGCGUCACUGUGGAUGUGCCUCCCUUCCUCUGCGAUGAACUGGAGAAGCCAGACAAGGAGGAAGCCAUCGCCAAGCACAGGAGUCACUUCGGUGUGUCCUCACGGAUGCAGAAGGACAAGCAGGAAAGCGGCAGGAGCAGUGUGCAGAAUGACCUGAGCGAGGACAGCGCUCUAGAAGCCUUGAAGGUCCAUGCCCGGGUCUUGGUCGACGAGGAGGAGGCGUGUGGGCGCCAGUUGGGCGCCUCCGCAGCAGAGCUGGAGCUGACUGCAGAGCUGAAGGCAAGGCUAGAGCUGACUGCAGAGCUGAAGGCAAGGCCAAAGCUGACUGCAGAGCUGGAGGCGAGGAUGGUGGCAUCGUCGGAAGUCCCACUGGAGAUGAAGAGGAAGGUGGCGUCGUCGGAAGACCCACUGGAGAUGAGGAGGAAGGUGACGUGGUCAAAAGACCCACUGGAGACAAGGAGGAGGGUGGCGGCGUCUGCAGGCCCACUGGAGUUGCUCGUGGUUAGAAUACGGGAUGGAGCUGACUGCAGAGCUGGAGGUGAGGAUGGAGCUGACUGCAGAUCUGGAGGCAAGAUGGAGCUGACUGCAGAGCUGGAGGCGAGGAUAGAGCUGACUGCAGAUCUGGAGGCAAGGAUGGAGCUGACUGCAGAGCUGAAGGCAAGGCUGGAGCUGACUGCAGAGCUGGAGGCGAGGAUGGUGGCAUCGUCGGAAGUCCCACUGGAGAUGAAGAGGAAGGUGGCGUCGUCGGAAGACCCACUGGAGAUGAGGAGGAAGGUGACGUGGUCAGAAGACCCACUGGAGACAAGGAGGAGGGUGGCGGCGUCUGCAGGCCCACUGGAGUUGCUCGUGGUUAGAAUACGGGAUGGAGCUGACUGCAGAGCUGGAGGUGAGGAUGGAGCUGACUGCAGAUCUGGAGGCAAGAUGGAGCUGACUGCAGAGCUGGAGGCGAGGAUAGAGCUGACUGCAGAUCUGGAGGCAAGGAUGGAGCUGACUGCAGAGCUGAAGGCAAGGCUGGAGCUGACUGCAGAGCUGGAGGCGAGGAUGGUGGCAUCGUCGGAAGUCCCACUGGAGAUGAAGAGGAAGGUGGCGUCGUCGGAAGACCCACUGGAGAUGAGGAGGAAGGUGACGUGGUCAGAAGACCCACUGGAGACAAGGAGGAGGGUGGCGGCGUCUGCAGGCCCACUGGAGUUGCUCGUGGUUAGAAUACGGGAUGGAGCUGACUGCAGAGCUGGAGGUGAGGAUGGAGCUGACUGCAGAUCUGGAGGCAAGAUGGAGCUGACUGCAGAGCUGGAGGCGAGGAUAGAGCUGACUGCAGAUCUGGAGGCAAGGAUGGAGCUGACUGCAGAGCUGAAGGCAAGGCUGGAGCUGACUGCAGAGCUGGAGGCGAGGAUGGUGGCAUCGUCGGAAGUCCCACUGGAGAUGAAGAGGAAGGUGGCGUCGUCGGAAGACCCACUGGAGAUGAGGAGGAAGGUGACGUGGUCAGAAGACCCACUGGAGACAAGGAGGAGGGUGGCGGCGUCUGCAGGCCCACUGGAGUUGCUCUUCCAGGUGUGCAGGCUUGUCGUUGCGUGGGCGUGCUGCGCUCAGGACGAGCAGGGGCGUGUCCGAGCGCGCUGUCAGCGGCUCCUCCAAGUGCUCCCGCAGAGGAGGGAGAAGCAGACUGCGCCGUAA